CUGGCUAUCUCUAUGGUGGUUACGACUACCUCAUUACCUCCAGCACCCGAUCGAUUCCCUGGACGGCAGGAAUAUUUACUAAGAAGGCGUGAUAACACCACCAACCCCCGAACGUCACGGUCGCGGCGAAGACUCGGAGCUGGACAAAAUGCGUAGCCUCACCACCCUCGGCCUCAUCCUCACCCUCCUUCCACUCACAGCCCUCUCAUCCCCAGUCAUCCCAAACCAAGCUCAAGAUGUUGCAAACACAAACACAAACCCGACAAUGGAGGAACCGGCCACUGGCAUGAUGCUUGAAUCCCGCGAAGUCUCCCCGAACAAAACAUGCGGCCUAGUCGAAGCAGGCGGCAACCGGGGGUACACCUGUCCCUCCGACGCCUCCUGCUGCUCGCGGUACGGGUACUGCGGCACGGGCGACAUCUUUUGCCUGACCACAGCGGGUUGCCAAUCGCGCUACUCCAACUCUUCGGCCGCGUGCGUCGCGCCCCGCAACGGCACCACCGUCUCCAUUGAUGGUACAUGUGGUAUGACAGGUGCGGGGAGGAAUGGAUACCGUUGUCCGGCGAAUGGGACUACUUGUUGCUCUGCUGCGGGGUACUGUGGGAAUACGACCGAUCAUUGCAAUGUCAACAACGGGUGCCAGGCUGCGUAUGGGACUUGUACGGGCAGGAGGACACCGAGGAAUCUGCUUGAGUUGUUGUUGCUUUCUUAAGGAAUGGCUGAUGUAUCUAGUGGGAGACUCGAGAAAAGCACACCAACCGACUUGAAGCGGUGGGUUGAAGUGGUCGGGUACUUGUACGCAACACGUCCUGUUACUUGCCGAAAAGGGAUCUGGAUCUGAACCGGAAUCAUGUGUAAAAACAUUGAACGGUCCGCUAAAAUGUUUUCUGUAAAUAGUCAUCUAGAGAUC
Molecule: messenger RNA, 910 nt
Organism: Canariomyces notabilis
Lineage: Eukaryota; Fungi; Ascomycota; Sordariomycetes; Sordariales; Chaetomiaceae
Product: carbohydrate-binding module family 18 protein
Exons: 2
Coding region: 149-712 (187 amino acids)
Molecular function (GO): chitin binding
Source: RefSeq, a predicted model, not a curated record